ACCAAUAAUAUAGUUCACACCUCUGGGUUUCGAAACCAGACCGACCAGGAACUGCAUUCCAACACUUGUGCCUAUUUUCCGAAAAAAAAUCUCUCAUGCUGAAGGAACUUCGUUACAGACUCUCGUUUCCUCUCUUGCUUCGUAGACUCAUUGACGCCUCACUUGCUGCUCCCUGCACGCUCGGCAGGAAUUUUGUCCGUUGAUUUAUCCUCUCUCGAUUUCCAGUUACGGUAGCUAUAGCAGUUAGGAUUGACGCACUUCGACCUGUCCGAAAGUCCAGUUGCUUCCCGCUUCGGUGGUAUCUCGCAGUUAUAUUUUCGAAUGCAUGAGUUGACAAUAACAGCCUGAACGGAAGAGCCAUGGCAAAGGGAGCAGCCAAGUCCAAGGGUCAUAAACCCCGAACAGAGAAGCGAAAAAAGGAAGAGAAGGUGCUUCCCACGGUCCUAGACAUAGUGGUCAACGUCCCCGGAGGAAAGCCUAUCCUGCUCAAGGGCAUAUCGACAGACCGCAUAUGGGACGUUCGACGUCUCCUGGCCGUCCACGUGGACACAUGCCACUUCACCAACUUCUCUCUCUCGCACGAGGUCCGCGGUCCUCGCCUGCGUGACUCCGUGGAUGUGGUUGCCUUGAAGCCAUGCGUCCUCGACCUCGUUCAAGAGGAGUACACGGAGGCAUCUGCAGCAGCCCAUGUACGCCGGCUGCUGGACAUCGUCUCCUGCACUCUCGCCUUCGGGCCCUCUGCUAAGCAACGAGAGGAGGCCGAGGCAGCUGCUGCUGCUGAGGCAGCAGCAAAAGCAGCAGACGCAGACGCAGCAGCUGCUGCUGCAGCACAGUCUGCACCAACGUCCGGGUCCACUCACCAAGGCAGCAAUGCAGGUUCGGCAGAUGCCGAGCCUGCAAGCGAGGGCAGUGCUGGCUCAGCCCUUGGCCCCAAAGAGACAGCCCCCGAGGCGACUAGCAGCGUGGCGGAAUUCGGCAAAGUGCUCGGGCUGGGGGACGUGGGCAGCUUCUUGAAAAAAAACCCAGGCGAAGCAGCAGCAACAGCAGCAACAGCAGCAGCAGCGGGGGAGCAGGCAGGCGCUUCUGAGGAGGUCGGCGUGACACGAGAUGGAAAGAAAGCGGGAACUGCAGGAGGGGGGGCAGCGGGAGGGGGAGAACUGGCGGUGGCAGGAGCAGGGGCAGGAGGUGGAAAGGAGGCGGGGACGGAGCUGGGGAAGGGGAUCUGGAAGGGGAUGGGCAAGGGGGUGGGGAUGGGGGUGGGGCAUGAUUUGGAAAAGGAAUUGGAGAAGGAGUUGGGGAAGGAGCUGUUCAUCAUGGGCGCGGACGGGAAGAGGCGGUUUAAGGGGAAGCGGGAGGCCGUGGAGGCGAUGGCAGCAGCAGCAGCGGCCGUAGAGAGGGGCGACAUGACCGGGUUGGUCCCCACUGAGUCGAAGCUGGGGGAGUUUUAUGAGUUCCUGUCCGCUGCUCACCUCACUCCGCCCGUGCAAGCCAUCCGCAGGUCUCUCCGCCAGACCACCAAGGGAAAGGCGGCGGUGAACAGUAAUGCACUGGACAUGCCCGAUAUGGGCUCUGAGCUCUUCCCCAUAGAGGUGCGGCUGUGCACGGGCAAGACGGUUCUGGUGGUUGCCACCACCCGUGGCUUCCUGUGUCCGAGGAACAGGCUGCACGGAUCAACACUCGUGGGGCUUCUGCGCCUCAUGUGCAAGCCGUUCGCCAAGGCCUACGAUGACCUCCUUGCAUUCUUCCUCGAAAGGAACAAGUUUGGCAAUACACCCUACGGCUUUCGGUCCAACACGUGGGUUGUCCCUCCUCUCGCCGCAGGUGCGCCAGCCCUCUACCCCCAACUCCCUAUGGAGGAUGAGGCGUGGGGAGGGAACGGGGGCGGCCAGGGCCGGGAAGAAGAGGAUGAACAGGAAGCAGCUGGGAAGGAGGCGAGGCAUAGAGAAUCUAACAUAGCAGUGGCGGCAACUGCAGCAGGAACAGCAGCAGAAGUAGGAGGUGCAACCACGACUGUAAAAAGCAGGGAUUGGGCGAGGGACUUGGCAGUGCUCUCUCUCCUCCCCUGCGACACUCCAGAGGAGCGGGUGGUGAGGGAUCGCAAGGCGUUCCUCCUGCACUCUCUCUUUGUGGAUGCUGCCACACGCAAGGCCGUUACUGUCAUCAACACUGCCGCAACAGCUGCAGCUGCAGCAGCUGCUGGGGCUGGGGCUGACGCGGUCACUGCAGCUCAGGCACCGGCGCUGGUUCCGGCUGCCGAACCUGCGGUGGCAGGUUCGGACGCAGCAGAGGACCGGGGGGUGCUGCUAGUGCAGCAGCUGGGGGCGCUGCGUGUGACUGUAAUGAAGGGUGAAGAGGACCCGAGUGGGAAGGUGCUGUCGAAGGUGGAUGUGGGGUGGAGGAGGGCGGUGGAGGGGGAGGAGGAGAGGGAGUGUAUGGUAACGAGGAGCCUUCUAAAGGGGAUAUCAGCGGAUGAAAGCACAGCAGUGCAUGACCUGGAGUCCCUGGGCACGGUCAUUGUGCACUUCCGCGGCCUCUCAGCGCGAGUGACCGUCCCUGACGCCCCUGCACGCGCCCAGCAUCUACAGGCGCAGCUGCAGGCGCUGAGGGUUACGAAGGCAGAAAAGUUGGGUGAGGAAAGAGGUGGCGAGGAGGAGAAGGGUGGAAUGACAAUGGAUGGGGAAGGGAGUGGGAAUGGGGAGGGAGAUGGUAGGGUAAAGGCAAAGGGAAGAGAGGAGGAGAAGAAGGAGAAGGAGAAGGAGCAGGGGGAUGGAAAGGAGGAGGAAGAGAAGCUCUUGGAGUUGGAUAUUCCGGAGCAGCGAGAUGCAGGCGCCAAUGCACUGAACCCCAACAGCCUCCGGAUCCUGCUGCACGCUGCUAUGGGCAGUCUGCCUCCCCCUGCUGCUGCCGCUGCUGCUGCCUCGGCCGCUGCUUCUGCUGCUGCUGAAGCGUUGGUGCGUCAGACUCUAUCUCUUGGUCUCGCUCAACUGAAGCAGGAAGAGGAAGCAAGGCGGAGAGAGAGGAUGGCGACGAAAACCACCCCAGCAGAGAAUGCUGGAGAGGGAGUGGGUGGAGCGACUGAGGUGGGGAACGGACCGGUGGAGGGAGGGGUGGUGGCAAAGGGAGAGGCAGUGGAGGGCACAGAAGCGGGCGAAAAGGGCGAAGAGGUGAAGGGGGUGAGGGAAGGCGACGGCGUGGAGGGAGUUGAGGAGGCUACGAAGGUGGUGGGGGAGGGUGGGAAGAAUGUUGAGGGUGGGAAGAAUGUUGAGGGUGGGAAGAAUGUUGAGGGUGGGAAGAAUGUUGAGGGUGGGAAGAAUGUUGAGGGUGUGACGGAGGAAGAGGGUGGGACGGAGAAAGAGGAGGGGGAUGUGUUUGAGGAUGGCAUUCUGAGGUGGGAGCUCGGUGCCUGCUGGGUGCAGCACCUGCAGAACCCGCCACAGGUUGAGGGGAAGGAAGGGGAGAGCAUGGAGGAGAAGAGUAAAGAAGUGGAGGCACAGGAGUUGGAAGGCAAGGAAAAGGAGGGGGUGGAAGCAGCCAGAGGAGAAGGGAAGGAGGAAACGGCAGGAGAGAAGAGCAAGGGAGCAGAGGAGGUGAAUCUGGAAAAGUCCGGAGCGAAAGAAUCCGCUUCAAAUGCGGGCGCAGUAGGAGCAGCAACUGGCACUACUGAAGCUGCUGCUGCUGCUGCUGCUGCCCCUGCAGAUGCUUCUGGGGAGGGAGAAGCAGCAGCUGGCGGGGUGAAGCAGGAACCUCGGGCAGCAGCAACGCAAGGGCAGGAGUUGCUGCGGCUGUUGGGAGAGAGCAAGUACGAGAAGAUCAAGAAGGCUGACGUGGGACUGCACUCCAUGUCCAUCCAGCAGCUCAAGCAAGGAGCACGAGACUUCUACAGGAACACUGCCCUUUCUAAGCUGGUCUCCGAUUUCGCCUCUCUGGAGCUCUCCCCUGUGGAUGGCCGCACGCUCACUGACUUCAUGCACACUCGUGGCUUGAGGAUGCGGUCCCUCGGAAAAGUGGCUGCACUAGCAGACAAGCUCCCCCACGUGCGGUCCUUGGCAGUACAUGAGAUGGUGGCGCGGGCGCUCAAGCACGUUCUCCAAGCUGCUCUGACCGCCGCUGCUGUUGCGUCAAGCCCCCCGCUCGCAGCCUGCAUUGCUGCUGCUUUCAGCGCCAUCUUUGGCUCGUCCAUGCAUAAGCAGGGGGCAAGCACCGUCUCCAGUCACAAUAACAACAGCCAGGAUGAACCUUUUUCGGAUUGUGGAGAGGGAGGGAAGGGGAGGGGAGCAGAGGAAGCAGAGGCGGCGCUGGGAGGCAUGGUGUGGCAGUGGGUGCGUGUGUUUGUGCACGUGCGGUUUGGGUUCAACCUGGACGAUGAGACUCUGGCAGGUCUUCGCAUGCUGUCUCUUCUCAGAACCCUCUGCCUUAAGGUGGGCAUUGAGAUGGCGCCCAAGUCGUACGACUUCAGCGAUGCCACGCCCUUCCAGCCCACCGACAUUGUCGCCAUGGUUCCUGUGCUCAAGCACGUGCUGUGCACGUCAGCCGAUGGCCGCACGCUGCUUGAGGCGUCCAAGGCGGCUCUGGAUAAGGGCAAGCUGGAUGAAGCUGUGACUUGUGGCACCAAGGCUCUAAACAAGCUCAUCGCAGUGUGCGGGGCCCACCACCGCAUGACAGCUGGAGCGUACAGCCUCCUGGCAGUGGUGCUGUACCACACAGGGGACUUCAAUGAGGCGACCAUCUACCAGCAGAGGGCGCUGGAUAUAAACGAGAGGGAGCUGGGGCUGGACCAUCCUGAUACCAUGAAGAGCUACGGGGACCUUGCAGUGUUCUACUACCGCCUGCAGCACACAGAGCUGGCCAUCAGGUACGUGCACCGGGCGUUGUACCUGCUGCACGUGACGUGCGGGCCUGACCACCCCAACAGUGCAGCAACGUACAUCAACCUGGCCAUGAUGCACGAGGGGCUGGCCCACGUGCACCUGCCGCUGCGCUACCUGCACCGCGCGCUCAAGUGCAACCACCGCCUGCUGGGGCCGGACCACAUCCAGACGGCGGCGAGCUACCACGCCAUUGCCAUCGCGCUCUCGCUCAUGGACGCGUACUCGCUGUCCGUGCAGCACGAGCAGACCACGCUCAACAUCCUGCAGGCGAAGCUGGGGCCAGAUGAUCUUCGAACCCUGGACGCGGCAGCGUGGCUGGAGUACUUUGAGAGCAAGGCAGCGGAGCAGCAGGAGGCGGCACGCACAGGCACACCCAAGCCAGACGCCACUAUUGCGUCCAAGGGGCACCUCAGCGUGUCGGACCUGCUGUCGUUCAUCAACGACGAGGAGCAGGGGCGGAUGGAGGUGAUUCAGGAGAUCAUGGGCAAGAGGGGCAAGCGCUCCUCUCACAAGCCCAAGCCCAAUAGGGCCGUAGCCAUAGCAGCAGCCCCACAUGGCCCAUCCACCUACAGCGAAGAAGGGGCUGAGAGAACCAGCACUGCAGCUGUUAAAGCUUCUUCUCCUGGCGAAGCUGCUGUUACCGGAGCUGCUUAUAACGAGGUCACUAAGGCGGGUGACGGUUCUACUGUGGCAAUCGAGUCAGGUGUUGCUGCAGGGCAAGUAGAGGCGGGAAAAGGGCUGGUUCCCAGCGCUGAAGCAGCAGAAGCAGCAGCAGCAGCAGCAGCAGCAGCAGCAGCAGCAGCAGCAGCAGCAGCAGCAGCAGCCGCUGCUACUGCGACUGCAGUCCCUGCUGCUGCGGCUGCUGCUGCUACCUCUGAAGGGGAUGACUCUGACGGUUGGCAGACUGCCUGCAGCCGCGCACACAGGCUCGGCCACCAGCGCAAGACACCAGCACACAGGAUGAUAAGCGUGGGUGUUGUGGGAAAGAGAGGGGACGCUAGGGGUAGACGGGUCGUUCUGCAGCAGCAGAUGCAAACAGGAGCAGCAGGAGCAGCAGUUGGGGUAGUAGCAGGGGAAAACAGCAGGCAGAAGGUCGGUCCUGGUAUUUCACCAGUCACUCCUACCACCACUGUGUCUACUGCCCCCAAUGCUGUCGCUACCACAACUGCUCCGUGUACUGCUGCAACAGCUGUUGCUGCUGCUGCUGUUGGUGCUGCUGGUUCUGUUGCUGCAGCUGUUGGAGCUGUUGCUGCUGGUGCUGCUGCUGCUGCUGCAGGCCCCAAGGUCCUGACUCCAGCACUGCCUAAAGCAGAGGGUGAGAGGAAAAACGCUUGGGGCCGGGGCGCCGGGACUAAGACGGCUGCCCCUGCAGCAGCUGCUGCCACUACUUCUACUCCAACUGCUGGUACCGUUGCUGCUGCUCCUACUGCUGCUACUCCUACUGCUGCUGCCCCUACUGCUGCGGCUCCUACUGCUGCGGCUCCUGCUGCUGCGGCUCCUACUGCUGCUGCUGCUAGUAGUAGUACUGCUUCUGCUCCUACUGCUAGUGCUCCGGCUACUGCUUCUCCUGCUGCUUCUCCUGCUGUUACUGCUGUCGCUUCUCCUGCCCCUGCUCCUGCCACUCCUACAGUUCCCGCUACUCCUGCGCUUAUGUCUGCUCCUGCUGCUUCAGCAACUUCUGCUGCUGCCACAAUUGCUCCUCCUCCUCCUCCUGCAGCUGCUGCUCCUGCUGCUGCUCUUGCUGCUCCUGUUGCUCCUGCUGCUGCUCCUACCGCUGCUCCUCCUGCUGCUCCCACUGCAGCAGCUUCUAAGAGGACUUCUGUGCCGCCACCAGGACCCAUGACCCGCUCUUGGAGAGAGAUCGCUCUCUUGCCACCUGGCACAACGCCACUGGCUGCUGCACCGAUGGCGUCAGAAGCUGGAGCCGAACCAGCUGUGACCAAUAAAACGGUUGCUGCCACAGUUGUUGCUGCAGCAGCCACUACGAGCACGGGGUCUGGCAGUGCCAUAAGCUCGGGUGUCUCACCAGUGUCGGCCGCAGGCACAGUUAUCGCGACUACUGCAAAGAGCAGCAAGAAGCAGGAGCAGAUGGAGGGAGGAAAGGAGGGAGAGGGAAGGAAGGGUAGUGGAGUGGAUGGGAAGGCGGAUGAGUGCGUUGAGAAGGUGGGGGCUGCUGCUGCUUCCACUGCUGCGACUGGUGUUGCUACUGCCCCUACAGCUGCUGCUGUGGGUACUGCCGCUGCUGCCGCUGCUGCUGCUGCGGCCACUGCUGGCACUGCUGCUUCAGCUGGUUGUGCAGAUACCAGUGCCAGUGCUGUAGCCCCCAGUGGAAAAGCACCAGUACCGAUCAGCACCAGCACAAGCAAUAGUAGCAGCAUCAUUAUUAUCAACAGCAGCAGCAGCGGCGGCAGCAGCAGCAGUGAGAGUGUUGCCACACCUGCUGACUCUUCCUCUCCCACUACCACACACAGCCCCUCCAAGGUGCACAGCCCUACCAAGGUGCAAAGCCCCUCAAAGUCGCUGCUCUCUCCCCUCGCAUCACCUUUCCAUCCAGGUGUCCCUGCUCAAAUCGGCACCACCACUACAAUCCCUACUGACCCCACACUCAAGAUCCAUGACAGUUCCUCCCCUCUCCAUCUCUCUCAACCUCCCCCAACCGAACUCCACACUCCCCCACCUGCCCCCUCCUCUGCUCCACCGACAAGUGACCCUGCAAAUGGUGAGGCUGCUGCCUCAGCAGCUGUUGCACCUUCGGCAGCAGCCCCUGUAGCAGCUGUAGCAGAUGUAGCAGCACCAGCUGCAGUGCCAGUACCAGCGCCAACAGGAGCGCCAGUGGUGACGCCAGUAGCAGCGCCGGUGCUUGCUGGCCCCGUGCUACAACCCUUGAUUCCACUCCAUGUGCACCCAAUGAUGGUUCCUCCCCAUGGGUACAUCCCACCAGGUCACUACAACAUGGCAUACCACCAUCACCCUUAUUAUCAUCAGCCACAGGCUCACCCACAUGUGCACUCACAUGCGCACUCACACCAUCACCACAUGCAGCAGCAGCAGCAGCAGCCUGAUCAGGAUCACUACAUGCAGCAGCAGCAGCAGCAGCAGCAGCGCUACAGCCACCGCUACAACCGGCCAGCAUUCAUCCCACCCAGGUUCCUGCGCAACGCUGCCGCUACAGCCGCUGCCGCUGCGUCUCUUAGUGGUGCCCCUGCUGUGGCACCCCCUGCCAUUACCAUGCCCACACACAUGCCUCUGGGUGUGCCUGUGCCGCUUCCCAAUGCUGUGCCCAUGUACUAUGUUCCAGUUGCUGCCGAUGGCUAUGCUGCUGCUGCUGCUCCAGCCGCAAGCACUAUUGGUGCUGCUCCAUCUCCUGUCCCUGCAGUUGUUAAACCGGUGCUUUCAGGGGAUGACUUUCCCCCUCUUCCUUCUCCUUCCUCUUCUCCUGCUCCUGCUCCUGCUCCUGCUCCUGCUUCUGCCGCACCUGCUCCUUCUGGUGCCAGUGACCCUGCUGCUGUGGCUAUCCCUACUGAAGGCUCUCAAGGCGACAACGCCUCUGCAGCUGCAACUGCACCUGAUGCUACAACAGCAGCUAAAGUUGUAGCAGCAACUGAGGUUGUGGCAGCAACUGAGGUUGUAGCAGCAACUGAGGUUGUGGCAGCAACUGAGGUUGUAGCAGCAACUGAGGUUGUAGCAGCAACUGAGGUUGUAGCAGCAACUGAGGUUGUAGCAGCAACUGAGGUUGUAGCAGCAACUGAGGUUGUAGCAGCAACUGAGGUUGUAGCAGCAACUGAGGUUAUAGCUGCAACUGAGGUUGUAGCAGCAACUGAGGUUGUGGCAGCAACUGAGGUUGUAGCAGCAACUGAAGAUGUAGCAGCACCUGUGGCUGUACCAGCUCCUCUGGCUGUAUCAGCACCUAUGGCUGUAGCGGCACCUGAGGUUGCAGAGGAUGGUGCAGCGGCGGCUGAGGCUCUAGCACCUGAGAUUGAGGCUGAAGCAGCACCUGAAACUGGACCUGAGGCUGUAGCAGCACCUGAAACACCUGAGGCUGUAGGAUCACCUGAAACUGUUGAGGCUGUAGCAUGUCCUGAAACUGUACCUGAGGCUGUAACAGCACCUGCGGUGGAUGAAAGUCCGGUAGCUGACUCGUGUGUGGCACAUGCACCAGCAACAGCAGCAGCAGCAACAGCAGCACCAGCAACAGCAGCAGCAGCAGCAGCAGCAGCAGCAACAGCAGCAGCAGCAACAGAAGCAGCAGCAAUAGCAGCACCAGCAACAGCAGCAGCAGCAACUGCUGCAGACGCAGCGCCAGCAGCAUCGUCAGCACCUGCUGCAGUGGUCAUGAGCCCACAUGCCGCAUCAUUCCAACCCAAUGCCUCAUCAUCUCCACUCACCACUGCAUCCCCCCACCCACCCACCUCCUCAUCCCCAGCUGCUGUGAGCAGCACUACAAGCCCCCAUGCUGCUGCCUCCACAACCCCUACUACCACUCUUAGGCCCAUGAACCCCCACGCCCUUGUGUUUGUGCCAGGGAAAUCUUGGGGCGCUUCUGGUGCUGCUGCAGCGCCAGAACCUGCAGCAGCAGCAGCAGUCACUGGCCCAAAGGUGGUGCCAUGGCAAGCAGUGCUUACUUCUGGCGGCGAUGCUGCUGGUGACGGUUCUGCAGGGGGUAAGGCAGCGGGAACAGGUGCUGGUGCUCGUGAUGCGUCGGGGAGGAAUGAGGAGAGGAGGAAGAAGCACAACAAGAGAGGGACCGAGGGCAGUGGUAAGAAGCAGGAGCAACAGUGGCAGCGGAAGGGGGAGACGAAGAGAGGGGAAGAAGAAGCGCAAGGAGCUAUAAGGUCGGCAGUAGGGGAGGUGAAUGGAAAGGGUUUAGAAGAGGAAGUGACAAGGGAGGGGGAAGAGAAGGGAAAGGAGAGUGAGGGGGCGAUGGGUAAGGAGAGCGAGGAGAACGGAAGGGAGAGGGAGGAGGAGGGAGGGGAGAGUGAGGAGAAGGGAAGGGAGAGGGAGGAGGAGGUGAAAGAGAUAGUGAAGGUGUGUAUUUCCGAGACUGUAGUGGCAGGGGAUAGUGGCCGUGAGCUUAAUGAGGAGGAGGCAGAGGGAGAGGUGGCGAAGGGAAAGGGAGAGGCGGAGGAGAAGGUGGAGGAGAAGUCAAAGGGGGAGGAGAAUACAGAGGGGGAGGAGAAGACAAAGGUGGAGGAGAAGACAAAGGUGGAGGAGAAGACAAAGGGGGAGGAGAAGACAAAGGUGGAGGAGGGGGAGGAGGGCGCAGAGGAGGAUGAGCAAGUUGUUUCAAUGAUCCCGCUGAGCGAUUCCGGAAGUGAUCGAGAGAGUGAGGAGGGGACCGAGGGCGAAGGGAUGGAGAGUAGGACGGAUGGGAAGAAGCAGGCGGCCACAGAGGGAAGGCCGGGGGGGCAGGGGAAACCCAAGAUGAAGGUGUCUCUGUCGUGGGCUGAUAUGGCUGACAGCAUGGAUGAGGAGGAGAGGGAGGGAGAAGGGGCAGAGAGGAAGGACGGGAAGAAGCAAGGCAAGAUGAAGGUGUCUAUGUCGUGGGCGGAUAUGGCGGAUAUGGCUGACUGCACGGACGAGAGUUCGGAGUCGACUCAGAAAUCACCGAAGCCCAAGAUGAAGGUGUCUAUGUCGUGGGCUGAUAUGGCGGACUUCGUUGAAGAGGAGGAGAGGGCUGAAGCUGCCGCCACUGCUGCUGCUGCUGCUGCUGCGAAUGGUACUGCAGAGACGAAUAGGCAGAUGAAGGAUGGGACCGCUUCCUUUCCUGUGUCUGGGAUGUCGGGGCCUGUGGAUAAGGAGGUAGUGGGGGGAGGCAGGGGGGAGGACAGACAGCAGCACCACCACCACCAGCACAGGCAUCACAGGCAGCACUGGCAGCACCCGCCGAAGCACGGACAGAAUAGAGGGCGAGUGGAGCAGCAGCAGCAGCAGCCGCAGCGUCAUCACCAACAUCAGCAGCAGCAGCAGCAGCAGCAGCAGCAGCAGCAGCAGCAGCAGCCGCAGCAGAAACAGCAUGGGCAGGAGCAGGAGGGGCAGAGGGCUCAGGGAAGGAGGCGAGGGUCCUCGGGAGCAUCGAGGGGCACUUGGGCUCCAAAAACUGCUCUCCAACCACCUGUCAGGACUGACCAGGGAGUGGCAGAGGAAACCGCAGCUAUUUCAGGAGUUUCAAGUGUUUCAGGUGGUUCAGGGGCUUCAGGAGUUUCCAAUGGAGCCGGUAUUUUAGGGGAUGGAGAGGCACACACGGCGGCAGUUGCACGGGGGCCGGGUGGCGCUGGUAGUGGGGGGAGGUCAAGGGAGCGCAGGCCACGAGGGGGAAGGGGCGGGGGGAAAUCACAGGGGAAGGCUCAUGGUGCGGUGGAGAGUGGGGAGGGGAGUGCAGCAGAGAGGCAUAUGAAUGGGACUGUAGAGGGAGUGAGUGCAAACAGAGUGGCUGACAGCGAAGCUGCUGCUGCUGCUGGUCAUGGGGAUGGGGGUGGGGAAGGAAAAGGGGAGGGGGAGGGGGAGGAUGGAUUUACAGUGGUGACACCAAGGAGGAAGAAGCCGCCACGCAGUGCAGGCAGCGGACGACAGGUGCCACCUAGGCAGAAUCAGCCGCAGCAGCAGCAGCUGCAGCAGCAGCAGCAGCAGAAUGGCACAGCUGCACCUACUGGGAGCGCAGCAAACGGCAAUGACAACCACAGCCACCACCAUCGUCGCCGCAAUCACCACCACCGCCGGGGGCCCAAGACAGGUGCUGCUGGGGGAGCUGCAGCAGCAGCAGCAGCAGCAGCAGGGGGGGGGGGCGAGAGGGGUGAAGCAGGCUUAGCGACAGCUGCUGCUGCGGCUGCAGCAACAACAGCAAAAGCUGCGCCAGCGACAGCAGCAACCGCCACAGCAACGAUCCCCGCUGCGGCUUGAACGCUGGUUGUAGCAACCGCAACAAAAGGAGCUCUCGUUUUUGCAUCGUUGAACUCUAGUUGCUCCCCUUGAACCCUGGUUGUAUUGGUACUGGUGCUGGUAGCAGCCCGCUUUGUCUUGUUUUUCCUGCUUUACAUCAAUUCCACUUGUCACUUGUGUGUUCUUCUUUCAUUGGUUGAUUUCUAAGGACCUUUUGUUGCAAAGGGUGUCAAGAGACGCUGGGGUUGCCUGGGGAAGGGUUACAGGCCAUCUCUCUGCCUGAGGGGUUCUGGGUGCAUAGUGUCAACUUAUA
Messenger RNA from Closterium sp. NIES-67, 12057 nucleotides. The record is from the annotation of a GenBank genome assembly. Lineage: Eukaryota; Viridiplantae; Streptophyta; Zygnematophyceae; Desmidiales; Closteriaceae.